AUGGUCCACUACACCCGCAACUCCGCGGGAUUCGGUUCGGGCGGAAACACCGUCACACCCGGCGGCGGCAGCACGCUCUACGAUGGCGACGGAAAUGAUAUCGGCAAGUACGAUGGUGAUAAAUCUGUGCGCUCGGACUUAAUCACUUUUGUCUCUGACUCGCUGGAAGACGCUUUUUCGUGGAUCGCGGAGUGUGGUGGAAGUGGCUUCAGCAACUGCCACGGUGCGUACGCUACUCAGACUCAUAUUGAUGGUGAGGAGCCUACUAGUGAGACCAACUUCUAUGGCCUUGGGGAGUCUGUUGAGUCGGAUUGUACUGUUUACUUUAAUUGUUAG
Penicillium argentinense is the source of this 336-nucleotide messenger RNA. RefSeq lists its product as uncharacterized. The coding region runs from base 1 to 336 and encodes 111 amino acids. The transcript has 2 exons. NCBI's taxonomy places the organism in Eukaryota, Fungi, Ascomycota, Eurotiomycetes, Eurotiales, Aspergillaceae. The record is from RefSeq and is a predicted model, not a curated record.